This is a messenger RNA of Cryptotermes secundus, 1035 nucleotides long. RefSeq names its product dynactin subunit 3. Gene Ontology annotation, biological process: cytoskeleton-dependent cytokinesis. Gene Ontology annotation, cellular component: dynactin complex. NCBI's taxonomy places the organism in Eukaryota, Metazoa, Arthropoda, Insecta, Blattodea, Kalotermitidae. The transcript has 2 exons. The record is from RefSeq and is a predicted model, not a curated record. Bases 303 to 875 code for a protein of 190 amino acids.
UUUUGUGUUUAAGUAUGGUAAUUUUUAGUCAUGGGAAAGUGGGGUUUGGUGUAGUGAAGUAGGUAUAUCAACAUAUAUUAUAAAUAAAAUAGAAGCGGAUAAAGACCCUCAAGUAUCAUUAUCACCUAAAAGUAAAAGACAGUGAAGAAAGGCUAACUGUUCGCUAAGAAGCUGUUUCGACAGUUACCCUAUCAAGCCAGUUCCAUUACACAACGUAUUGGAAUCGAAAGGCAAUUUGUUCAGGGGCGGUUUUGUAAUAUUUUCACUUUGAGUGUCAUCUCUUUACUGUAACAAGGGUCAAGAUGCUGUUAACCCAAAAUGAACAGAAGGAGAUUGAUUUGAUAGACACAAGGAUUGAGGAACUGGAGAAACGAAUUCUUGGAAAUCAUCAGUCAACAGAAAAUAUAAUUCCUAUAACCGAUUCUCUCAUAAAUACAAAUGCCUUGAUAAAUGCUUCACUGGUAGGGAGGGAAGCUGUGUCAAUGUUCAUGCGGAGACUGGCUGAGCUAGACAAAUUACUUGACCCUGCUGUUGAAGAUAAGGCAGUAGAUUUGUCAGCCAAAAUGGAAGAGGUGCUUGUAAUGGAACCUCUCCUGCAGCAAAAUGCAAAAGCACUCUACCAGAUUCAGAAACUGGCAUCAGUGUUGGACAGCGAGGCCAUCAAGAACGUUCCGAGUCUGACAGAUCGACUUGAGAAGCUGACCUUGUUUUAUUUGGACAGAAAGCAAGAGGCUGAUGCCACUACAGCAAACACAAUGGACUUACUUCAGCAGUACAACACAAUUAUUGUGAAUAUCACUAAGUCAUUUGUGCAGUUUGAAGAUACAGUAACCAGGCUUGAAAUUGCUGCGCUGCCCCGAAAGGAAGCAGAUUGAUGAAGAGGAUUGGAGAAGUGACACACAUUCAUGAACAAUGAUACUUACUUGAUUUGAUCUAGGUUGGACCUUCAGAAAUGCUUUUGUAUUGUAACGUGUUUCGUUACUGAAGACGCCAUAGAGAUGGUUAAUUGGUGUAUUUAACAAUCUUCAAAUAACA